AAAUGCUGCAAAUGACGCGGACCCGCGCCCAGUCGCAGGAAGCCAGGGUUCCCAGCGCGGGCGCAGCGGGUCGUGAUCCGGGUCGGGACUUGGACUGCUGAGGCUGCAAGCAUGGGGUCCGGGGGUUGGAGGCUGCGCUGGACCCUCGGUCUGCUCCUCGCCGCGGCGGCGGGGGCUGCAGGGUCUGUCACUUGCAAAUCAGGGGACUUCAGCUGUGGGGGCCGCAUCAAUCGCUGCAUCCCCCAGUUCUGGAAGUGCGAUGGGCAGGUGGACUGCGAGAACGGCUCAGACGAGCAGGGCUGUCCCCCCAAGACCUGCACCCAGGACGAGUUCCCCUGCCACGACGGCAAGUGCAUCUCCCGGCAGUUCGUCUGUGACUCAGACCGGGACUGUCUGGAUGGCUCGGAUGAGGCCUCCUGCCCGGUGCUCACCUGCGGCCCCGCCAACUUCCAGUGCAACGGCUCUACUUGUAUCCCUGAGCUGUGGGUCUGUGACGGCGACGCCGACUGUGAUGACGGCUCCGACGAGUGGCCCCAGCGCUGCGAAGGGCAUGGCGGGUCCUCCCUCCACGGUGACAGCAGCCCCUGCUCCGCGUUCGAGUUCCUCUGUGGCAGCGGCGAGUGCAUCCAUGCCAGCUGGCACUGUGAUGGCGGCCCCGACUGCAAGGACAAGUCUGACGAGGAAGACUGUGCUGUGGCCACCUGUCGCCCAGACGAAUUCCAGUGCCUGGACGGGACGUGUGUCCAUGGCAGCCGGCAGUGUGACCGAGAGUAUGACUGCAAGGACAUGAGCGAUGAACUUGGCUGUGUCAAUGUGACGUUGUGUGAGGGACCUAACAAGUUCAAGUGUCACAGUGGCGAAUGCAUCACCCUGGACAAAGUGUGCAACUCAGCUAGAGACUGCCGGGACUGGUCGGACGAGCCCCUCAAGGAGUGUGGGACUAAUGAGUGCUUGGACAAUAACGGAGGAUGCUCCCACAUCUGCAAUGACCUCAAGAUUGGCCACGAGUGCCUGUGUCCUGGUGGCUUCCGCCUGGUGGGCCAGCGGCGAUGCGAAGAUAUUGAUGAGUGUCAGGACCCCGAUGCCUGCAGUCAGCUGUGUGUGAACCUGGAAGGUGGCUUCAAGUGCGAGUGUGAGGAGGGCUUCCAGAUGGAGCCCCGCACCGGGGCCUGCAAGGCCGUGGGUUCCAUCGCCUACCUCUUCUUCACCAACCGGCAUGAGGUUCGCAAGAUGACACUGGACCGGAGUGAGUACACUAGCCUCAUCGCCAACCUGAAGAACGUGGUGGCCCUGGACACGGAGGUGGCCAGCAACAGGAUCUACUGGUCCGACCUGUCCCAGAGGAAGAUCUACAGCACCCAGAUUGACAGAGCCCCUGGCAUCUCGUAUGACACCAUCAUCAGCGGAGACCUGCAGGCCCCCGACGGGCUGGCUGUAGACUGGGUGCACGGCAACCUCUACUGGACUGACUCUGUGCUGGGCACCGUCUCUGUGGCUGAUACCAAGGGCGUGAAGAGGAAAACGCUGUUCAGGGAGGAAGGCUCCAAGCCAAGGGCUAUUGUUGUGGACCCCGUGCAUGGCUUCAUGUACUGGACGGACUGGGGAACCCCGGCCAAGAUUAAGAAGGGUGGCCUGAACGGCGUGGAUGUCUACUCGCUGGUGACUGAAGACAUCCAGUGGCCCAACGGAAUCACCCUGGAUCAUUCCAGUGGCCGCCUCUACUGGGUCGAUUCCAAACUCCACUCCAUCUCAAGCAUCGACGUCAAUGGAGGCAACCGGAAGACGGUCUUGGAGGACGAGAAGCGACUGGCCCACCCCUUCUCCUUGGCCAUCUUUGAGGACAAAGUAUUUUGGACGGAUGUCAUCAAUGAAGCCAUUUUCAGUGCCAAUCGCCUCACGGGUUUGGACGUUAAUCUGGUAGCCGAAAACCUGCUGUCCCCAGAGGACAUUGUCCUCUUCCACAACCUCACGCAGCCAAGAGGGGUGAAUUGGUGUGAGAGGACCGCUCUCCGCAACGGUGGCUGCCAGUACCUGUGUCUCCCAGCCCCGCAGGUCAACCUGCGCUCGCCCAAGUUCACCUGUGCCUGCCCCGACGGCCUCCUGCUGGCCAGGGACAUGAGGAGCUGCCUCACAGAGGCUGAGCCCAUUGCGACCACCCAGGGGUCCUCCACAGUCCAGCUGAUGGCCAACUUUACCAAUCACACGACUGCCCAGCCCGCUCCUGGCACCUCCCGGCCGCUUGUGUCUGUCCCUGGGCUCACCACAGUGGAGACAGUGACGAUGUCCCACCAAGCCCUGGGUGACAUGGCCAGCCAGGAGAACGUGGAGAAGCCUCAGGGUGUGGGGGCUCUGUCCAUCGUCCUGCCCACUGCGCUGCUGGCCCUCCUCUGCUUUGGGGCCUUCCUCCUCUGGAAGAACUGGCGGCUCCGGAGCAUCAACAGCAUCAACUUCGACAACCCUGUGUACCAGAAGACCACAGAGGACGAGGUCCACAUCUGCCACAGCCAGGACGGCUACACCUACCCCUCGAGACAGAUGAUCAGCCUGGAGGAUGAUGCGGCCUGACCCCUCAAGCCUGU
This is a messenger RNA of Carlito syrichta (Philippine tarsier), 2579 nucleotides long. RefSeq names its product low density lipoprotein receptor (gene LDLR). Lineage: Eukaryota; Metazoa; Chordata; Mammalia; Primates; Tarsiidae. The transcript has 17 exons. The record is from RefSeq and is a predicted model, not a curated record. The coding region runs from base 112 to 2565 and encodes 817 amino acids. Gene Ontology annotation, molecular function: calcium ion binding; protein binding.